Messenger RNA from Lactuca virosa, 2214 nucleotides. The record is from the annotation of a GenBank genome assembly. Lineage: Eukaryota; Viridiplantae; Streptophyta; Magnoliopsida; Asterales; Asteraceae.
AAAGCUUUUACCUACAAGAGGGGCCAACCCUUUGCGUCAAUUGAGAAGCAGUGGUGGCAUAGGAAACACUUCACCCCGAUCCACCGCUGCACGCCAGAAGCACUGAAGUCCCUUUCUGUACUUCCCACUCCGCCACACUCCGCCCUUCCCCUGUAACUACUCUCUCCUCUCCGCCGCCGGUGACUCUUCCAUUUCAUCACUAUAGUCUUCUCGCUGACUUUAUCAUCUCUCUCUACAACAUCACAAUGUUGCGAAAAUCACUUCUCCGUCUUUUCUUCCUCUUCCUCCUUGUCGAUCUUCUCUGUUUUAUAUGUUUACUUGCCGCCGAAGAUUCGUUUAUUUUCAACGAAGAGGCUAGCGUCGUCAAUGUCACUGCUACUGGAUCAAAUAGAUCUAAGGAAGACAGCUUUGCUGGCAUGCUUGAUCGUGCUCUUGAAAAGGAGUUUCCCGAGAAUGAUGAACAGUCCGAUGGUACUGAUCCUGGGAGCUUCAAUAAUAGUGUGGCAGGGCAACAGGCAGUUCUGGAAACUGUUGCUAGAGUCAAGUCGAAGAGAAAUGACACCAAAGAGGAUAAGUCAUUUCAGCUUCAUGAUGUUUUCAAUUUGGAUAAUGAAAAUCGUCCUGAAGAUACACCAAGACUAAUAGAUAGCAAGGACAAUGUCUUUAUCAUGUCCAAUCCCAAGUCUAAGUACCCUGUCCUACAAUUAGACCUAAGAUUGAUAUCUGAUUUGGUGGUUGUCAUUGUCUCUGCAACUUGUGGUGGCAUUGCAUUUGCUUGUGCUGGGCAGCCGGUUAUUACAGGCUAUUUGCUAGCUGGAUCUGUGAUUGGACCUGGGGGACUUAGCUUUGUUAGUGAACUGGUUCAGGUCGAGACAGUUGCUCAGUUUGGUGUCAUUUUUCUUCUUUUUGCAUUGGGCCUGGAGUUUUCAUCAGCUAAGCUACGUGUUGUUCGAGCAGUUGCUGUUUUAGGAGGUCUACUCCAGAUAUUUCUUUUUAUGUGCUUGUCUGGAGUAAUUGCUGUGUUAUGUGGAGGUGAAGCUUCUGAAGGUGUAUUUGUUGGUGCCUUCCUUUCCAUGUCAUCAACAGCAGUGGUGUUAAAGUUUUUGAUGGAAAAAAAUAGUAUUAGCACUCUUUAUGGACAAGUCACUGUUGGCACCCUCAUUUUACAGGAUUGUGCUGUUGGUUUAUUAUUUGCACUGCUUCCAAUCCUUGGGGGUACUUCUGGAAUUCUUGAAGGCAUGUUAUCUAUGACAAAAACGUUGGUGACUUUAAUCACGUUCUUGGCUGUCCUAUCAAUAUUAUCACGCACUUGUAUACCUUGGUUUCUUAAUCUUAUGAUAAGCCUAUCAUCCCAGACAAAUGAACUUUAUCAGUUGGCAUCCGUGGCUUUCUGCUUGAUAGUUGCAUCGUGUAGUGACAAGUUAGGUUUAAGCCUUGAACUUGGUAGCUUUGCUGCUGGAGUCAUGAUUUCAACAACUGAUCUCGCCCAACAUACUCUCGAACAAGUAGAACCAAUCCGCAAUUUCUUUGCUGCCCUUUUUCUUGCAAGCAUCGGGAUGCUUAUUCAUGUCCAGUUUCUCUGGAACCACAUUGACAUAUUAUUAGCAGCUGUCAUUCUGGUGGUUGUUAUCAAAACUUUUGUAGUCGCCACUGUAGUCAAAGGAUUCGGUUACACCAACAAAACCGCCCUUCUUGUUGGAAUGUCACUUGCGCAAAUUGGUGAAUUUGCUUUUGUUCUCUUAAGCCGGGCGUCUAAUCUUCAUCUAAUUGAGGGAAAAUUGUAUCUACUGCUUCUUGGUACAACGGCUCUCAGCCUGGUAACGACGCCGUUUCUUUUUAAGCUGAUUCCGGCGGUUGUUCAUCUUGGAGUAUUGUUACGUUGGUUCUCACCUGAUAUGCCAACAGAGAUGCUAUUUAAAGGAGAGUUGAUGCGUUCAGACACUGCUAAGCGUAUUAGUUUGAUGGUACAGAAAGAGUCGGCUAUGAGCUUGAAGGAACAAGUCUAAUCCCCCUACGACUACAAGUAAGAAAGAAAGGUAGUCAUAUACUGAUUGACACUACACUACACUACACCACUAUGUACAUAUAUAGAUAUACCCCCUAAGGAUAAUUCUGAUUUGAGAUUUUUAAUUACUUUGUAGAAAUUGUUGAUUUUGUAAUGUAGUUUAACUAGUGUUUCUAAUGCUUUUGUUUUCUUCUUAAUGGUGUGAAACC